Cyanidioschyzon merolae strain 10D is the source of this 939-nucleotide messenger RNA. RefSeq names its product similar to peroxisomal membrane protein PMP22. Gene Ontology annotation, cellular component: cytoplasm; membrane. The transcript has a single exon. The record is from RefSeq and is a predicted model, not a curated record. Bases 1 to 939 code for a protein of 312 amino acids. Lineage: Eukaryota; Rhodophyta; Bangiophyceae; Cyanidiales; Cyanidiaceae.
AUGAUUGACGUAUGUUUUGUGUCGGGUUUGCUGCAGGUACCUGGGCGUUCCGCGAGGACGUGCGGGGUUGUGCACACGACACCUCUUCGUUGCUCUGUGGGGCGCAGGGUGCCGGCGCAGGGGCACCGGCGACCGCUCGGCGCGAGCGCGCAGGGCGCCCCGAUGCAGCGUCGGAUGCGCGCCUGCUUCGCUGUUCCGCCUGAGGGUACUGCGGCUCCUGCGUACGGAGGAACGGGAGGUAGCGGUGGUAGUCGCAGCGGCAGCGGUGGUGGUGGCGGAGGUGGUGGUGGUGGUGGCGGAGGUGGUGGCGGCGCGUCGGGUCGACCGAACCCGCUCGCUGCCCUGUGGGCGCUCUACCUCCAAAACCUGGCUAAGCGGCCGCUUUUGACGAAGAUGUUCACGUCUCUAGUUGGUUUCGGGUUAGGCGACGUGCUAGCGCAGCACUUUUUAGAUAAGCAGAAACUGGAUAAGAAGCGCCUUUUCCGCAUGAUGUCGUUUGGAUUCCUCAUUCACGGAUCAACGGGCCAUUAUUGGUACCAAUUUCUGGAUCAGAUGAUCAAGGGAACCGGCGUGCGGGAAGUGGUCUCCAAAGUUGCACUUGACCAGCUGCUGUGGGCGCCCAUAUUCACCGCAAUUUUCCUGGGAUACACAAGCUUGCUGAGCGGUGCAUCGACUGAGGAAACCGUGAAGAAAAUCAAGGCAGAUACGUUCACGGGAGUUCGCGCCUCGUGGUCGGUCUGGCCCGUUGCGCACGCCAUUAACUUUCGCUUCGUUCCACCGAGUCAGCGCCUUCUUUACAUCAACUCAAUUCAAAUUGCUUAUAACAUGUUCCUAUCGAUUCUCGCAACGAGUCGGCCGGCAUCCGUGCAAGUCGGGCCAUCCAAAAGCGGAUCGAGCUCGGGGAAAACAAAAGUUAACGAUAUCAGCGGCAAAAAGUGA